Molecule: messenger RNA, 1507 nt
Organism: Vitis riparia (riverbank grape)
Lineage: Eukaryota; Viridiplantae; Streptophyta; Magnoliopsida; Vitales; Vitaceae
Exons: 14
Coding region: 266-1492 (408 amino acids)
Biological process (GO): nuclear DNA replication
Cellular component (GO): nucleus
Source: RefSeq, a predicted model, not a curated record
AGCACACAGGGGGCAUCAGUGGAAUUGCUACAUCUUGAAUAGCGUUGAAAGAUUAGCAUCAGCGGUUCUCCGAUUCCUUGGCUUUCAGGUGGGGGCAGGAGUUAAAAGGAAGACACCAUCGGAAUUGAGAGGAGAGCAGUUAAAACAAAGGAACGUUAUAGAGCUUGUAGAUGAAUCUCCAGCUCCUUUGCUUGGUUCUACAAAGAACACAAUUGAGCUCAAGAAACAAGAUGCAUUCGAAGUUCCAAGAUGCAUUGACACCCGUAUGGAUGGAGUUUUUCCUGCCAAAAAGUCUAGGUUUAGGAUGCUUUCUGGAAAAGAAAAUGCUAAGGAAGAUAUUUCAGCUGCGCCAGCUGGCUGCUUCAAGAAUAUCUGUGUUUCUUUGAAUUCAGUUGUCAAGAGUCAUCCACAACUUUCAUGUCCAGAGAAUACUGUGGUUUCAGCUGCAGUUUCCAAAGAUGGUACAAGGCAAGAUUGUGAAUAUGCUGAAAAGUGCAGUCAAAGCACAUUUCGUAGUGUGGCUGAAUUAUCACUUGGUAGUGAGAGGAUAUCUGAAAUGGCUGUUGUUGAUAUGGAUAAAGCAUUAAAAGGACUGGUUGCCUGUGAACCCCGUGCUUUUUCUGGUUUAGCUGCUGAUUCUUCUGAAAAGUUCGGCAAUUUUACUUCAAUCUCUUCUGGCCAUUUCUGCUCUGAAUUUCAUAUUCCUGGGCAGAAGGCCCCACUGGAUUUUACAUUAAAAACUAAUAUGCAGAUAGUGUCUUCUUCCUCUGUGAACUGGUUUCAUAGAUUGAACGUGUCUGCUACUUACAAUGGUACAACCCUAUCUACACCGCAAUUUGGUUGUUCCAAGGAUCAAAAUAUUAGCUGCUCCUCUGGGAUCACUUCCACUGCCCAAAUAUUCAAUUAUAGAGCUUUGCACUCAUGGGUGCACCCUCAGUCUUCUCUACCACCUUCUGUCAUAUCAGCAUGGACCUUAUCUGCUGCAGAUGGAGUGGAAACGGAUUUCUUAAUCAAACGACAACUAGCAUGGGAAGACUUAGAAAGAAUAUUUGUAAUAUCUUCUAUGGAUGUUUGUUUCUCUAUGCCUCUUUGCCAUUCUAAAGUAGAACAAGUCACUAUUGAAGACCUGGUUGAGCUCUCGGAGAUUGAGAAACGCAAUCUGGGCCAGAUCUUUCUUGACCUCCUUGACAAGUGUGGAUGCUCCUCUUCUGUAUUCACCUGUUCCAUUUCAGAAUGUUGCUCUUUCUGCCCAGAGGUCAGUUGCAGGGAGUUGAAGAGAGCUGAUCAUGUUGUUUUUCCUCUUAAAGGAUCCAAAAUGAAAGACGAAGCAAAUGAAAGUGUUUCGGCUGGUCUCUCCUACAGCAUUGAAAUCAAGGAUGCUUACAUUCCACCGUGGAUAAUAUCCAGUAUAUGUGCAACCAUGGGUUCUGAAGGGAGGAGCUUUGAGGCAAGUUUUACAAUAGAGCCGACUUCAAUUGGCCUUGUUAGAUAGUGUACAGUUAUUUAG